CAUUCUGCACGAAAGAGUUAGCUUUCGGAGAAUCAUGAAGCUAACUUUAGCAAUAUUGUCUAUAGUAUGCUACUUAAGUUGUCACAUACUGAUAGAAGCAGCACUGCAAGUAGGCUUCUAUAAUGAUAGAUGUUCUUGUGCUGAAUCUGUAAUAAGAGAAGAAGUUACGAAAGCUUUUUUUGAGAAUAAAGGGAUUGCUCCUGGCAUUAUUAGGCUGCAGUUUCAUGACUGUUUUGUUCGAGGUUGUGAUGGAUCGGUGUUUAUAGAUUCUACACCAGAUAAUCGAGCAGAAAAGGACGGUUUAGCCAAUGGAAUUACUAUACGAGGUUUUGAAGUAAUCGACAAUGCCAAAGCUAGAUUGGAAGAUGUAUGUAAAGGGAUCGUUUCGUGUGCUGAUAUCCUUGCCAUCGCUGCAAGAGACUCUGUAGUACUUACAGGGGGAUUGCAUUGGAAUGUACCAACAGGGAGGAGGGAUGGCAGAAUUUCUAGAGCUUCAGAGACUGUAGAUAUUCCUGGGCCAUUCGACAAUCUUGAUCAAAUCACUCGAUCAUUUGAAAAUAAGGGUUUGACUCAAGAAGAUAUGGUCGCUCUUCUAGGAUCACACACGAUUGGUCAUUCGCACUGUUUCUCAUUCUCACGUAGACUAUAUAACUUCAACAAUGUAAUGGGACAAGAUCCAAACUUAAACCCAUUUUAUGCAGAGUAUUUGAAACAACAAUGUCCAAGAGAUUUACAAGGAUCAUUGAAGGAAUCAACGGUUGUUAUGAACCAAACUCCAUACGUAAUGGACUCUAGUUACUACACAAACCUUUUCAAAAAUGGUGGUUUGUUUGUUUCGGAUCAAGAGCUUCUAGACAAGCCAAGAACAGCUCAACAAUCGGCUUAUUAUGCAGUGAAUGAUUACGCUUGGAAGGUGGAUUUUGUUCGGGCUAUGAUUAAGUUGAGCCAGAUCGAUGUUCUGACUGGAAGCAAUGGUGAAAUUCGAGCUAAUUGUAGGGUGAUUAACCCAUAGUCAUUAGUUAAAUAGACUACUUGCUUUAUAACUUAAUUGUAUUAGUAUUUUUCUACCGUUAGUCGUCAUUCUGAAUUACCAGAUUAGUAAACUAGGUAAUAG
Messenger RNA from Amaranthus tricolor (Joseph's coat), 1114 nucleotides. RefSeq names its product peroxidase 5-like. Gene Ontology annotation, molecular function: peroxidase activity; heme binding. Bases 35 to 1012 code for a protein of 325 amino acids. The transcript is spliced from 4 exons. Gene Ontology annotation, biological process: response to oxidative stress; hydrogen peroxide catabolic process. The record is from RefSeq and is a predicted model, not a curated record. Gene Ontology annotation, cellular component: plant-type cell wall; plasmodesma. NCBI's taxonomy places the organism in Eukaryota, Viridiplantae, Streptophyta, Magnoliopsida, Caryophyllales, Amaranthaceae.